Messenger RNA from Synchiropus splendidus (mandarinfish), 1874 nucleotides. It is a transcript of the gene gmeb2, whose product is annotated as glucocorticoid modulatory element binding protein 2. The record is from RefSeq and is a predicted model, not a curated record. Gene Ontology annotation, molecular function: RNA polymerase II cis-regulatory region sequence-specific DNA binding; DNA-binding transcription activator activity, RNA polymerase II-specific. Gene Ontology annotation, cellular component: nucleus. NCBI's taxonomy places the organism in Eukaryota, Metazoa, Chordata, Actinopteri, Syngnathiformes, Callionymidae. The transcript has 10 exons. Gene Ontology annotation, biological process: positive regulation of transcription by RNA polymerase II. Bases 305 to 1720 code for a protein of 471 amino acids.
UGAGCCAACUGGCGGGUUGACGGUCCGCAAUUUCAACGAAAACAGUGAUGUAGCUUUCAAGCUAAUCCUCCAAUUUAACCAAACGCGCCCAUUCUUCUGAUAUUUGUGGUAUUCUUAUCACAUGCGUAGGUACUUUAUAAUACCAGUAUAGUGUCUGGAUUACCAAGAUGAAGGUCGGAUCUAUGUGACGAUUGUAGAAGGGCCAAAUGAAGCGCUAGCGAGCAUCUUUCUCUGGCGGCUAGCAUCAGCUACGAGUCUCUCAGUUGUUCAUCGUUUGACAUGUUCGGUGUGUGGCGACGGCCAAAUGUCUGAGAUCAGUGAGGUUGUCAUCGUCACGGUGCCGGAGGCCGAGAGUCAAGAGAAAGCGAUGCUGGUCACCACAGAGCUGGAUGCUCCACCAAGGGAAGAAGACACUGAGGCUGAAGCCAGCUGCGCUGAUCAACUGAAUAAAGUGGAGACUGUCAUCGUGAAGGUCACGCAGGAGGAGGAAAUGGACGACGAGUGCUUCUACCAGAUCACCUGCGGUGACGCUAAAGCCACGCUGGUCUGGAACAAGUUCCUGUGUCCCGGGAUCAACGUCAAGUGCGUCCAGUUCAAAGACCAGCUCAUCAGUCCCAAGGAGUUUGUGUGCUUGGCUGGGAAGUCCACGCUGAAGGACUGGAAACGGGCCAUCCGCCUCAACGGCACCAUGCUCAGGAAGAUCAUGGACUCCGGUGAGCUGGACUUCUACCAACACGCCAAGCAGUGCUCCAACACCUGCCGCAGCACCAAGAUCGACUUGGUCUCCACGAAGGCGCCCGGUAGCGGCGACCCGAGCUCCGAGGUGGGGGGCGGACCCCUGCCUUCCGCUGACUUGAACGGAGCCGAGGCGCUGGAGGAAACGUCAGAGUGGGUCACAACCAUCGGAGAGGAUGCGCUGGCGUUUUGGCGCAAUGUGAAGGAGGCGGGGCUCCUGGAGGACGUGGUGGAAGACUUCCAGAAGGAGAUCCAGGAGGUUCUGAAGGGGCUGCAUGAGCGGGCGACCGACCCUCCUCUGCAGGUCAAAGACGCCGUCUUGCUCAACAACGUUGUGCAGAACUUCGGGAUGUUGGACCUGGUGAAGAAGGUUCUGGCGAGUCACAAAAACCAGAUGGACAGGCACAGAGAGCAGUACACCCGCAGCCUGGCCGCUCUGGAGCAGCAGUGUGAUGAGCACAGGAAGCGUGCCAAAGAGCUGAAGAGUAAAUCCCAGCACCUGAACAACGUGCUCAUGACCCUCACCCCGGUGCCGGCGCCACCAGCGCCCAAGCGACCCCGGAUGACCCGCGCAGCCUCCGGCCCACCGGCGCUGAACUCUGGCCCGGCCCAGAUUGUGCUGCCGCUCAACCAGCUGAGCGGACUUCCUCUGGGGAAGCUGCUGACGGUGGCGGGAGCUCCGGCGGGGUCCGACCUGGGCGGCUACACCCUCCUCACCUCGCCCGUCGCCGGCCCGGACCUGGCAGCCGACGGGAGCAACGUGACGGUGCUGGCCGCUCCGGGUCAGGAGGGCGCCGCGGCACCGCCGGCCUCCGCUGCCAUCAUUAAAAUGCUCGGGCCUCAGUUCCAGCUGGUGACGCUGCCAGCAGCGCUGCAGAACCUCACCGCCACAAAGGCCCAGACUGUGGAGGAGGAGGGGGGGGAGGUAGCCGAGGAGGGGGAGACCACAGAGGCAUCCGGGGAGGAGGUGUCUGAGAUGAACUGACUCUGCCACCAGAACACUGUGCGCGGUUCAUACGACCUUCAUAGGUGACCGCUCCUGUCCUCAGGAAGGUCCUUCCCUACCCAGGUUUUAUAGAAGAAGUCAUGUCAUGUCUCUGUGCUACUGAUCUGUGAUGCCACUUCUACAUGGAAUUAAA